AUGGAUUUACACAUCAACAUGAAGCCAACAGCCACAUCGGAUUCAAAAAGGGUUCCGAAGCCGCUGAUGGAGAAGAGACGGCGGGACCGCAUCAACCGCAGCUUGGAGACUUUACGCGUGCUGCUGCUGCACAGCGCGAAGAAUGAGAAACUCAGAAAUCCCAAAGUCGAAAAAUUGGAGAUUUUGGAGAGCGUGGUCCAGUUUCUGAAAGCCGAAUUGGAAGGCGGUGACAUCACCAGGCAAAAAAGCCGAAAAAGGGAUGAGGAGGAAGAAGCGAUGACGACAACGAAUAAUCGAGCCACGUCGUCCUCCCAACUGAACUACCAGGUUGGGGUGAGGACGUGCCUCCUGCGCGUCAGCGACUUCAUCCACGCCAGGAGCCAACACCUGAACGGAAUGGCCCAGUCGAACCGGGACCUCUCGCAGCGGGUAGGCGAGACUGGGGUUGAAGAAGCGGUCGGACCUUUGCCCCGCGUGGAACCCGUGCCCGCUCACUAUCUGCCCCUGAGCAGGGAAAGCACCCUCGGACAGACCUCCGGUGUUUACACGACGUCACAGAAUCCGGGCUUCGUCCGGGCGUUCGAGGGCACCCCCAAAUCGGACAGUGCGGACCCCGCAUCCACGCAUGGGCCGCACAAGCAAGCUACUGCGAGCGGGGUCUGGAGGCCAUGGCCGUAACAGGGCGCUUAUUGGAACAGACUUAUUUAACAAAAAACGUCACAAAUUGAGCUAAGA
This is a messenger RNA of Polyodon spathula (Mississippi paddlefish), 735 nucleotides long. Its product is annotated as transcription factor HES-7-like. Gene Ontology annotation, cellular component: nucleus. Bases 1 to 678 code for a protein of 225 amino acids. NCBI's taxonomy places the organism in Eukaryota, Metazoa, Chordata, Actinopteri, Acipenseriformes, Polyodontidae. The record is from RefSeq and is a predicted model, not a curated record. Gene Ontology annotation, biological process: anterior/posterior pattern specification; regulation of transcription by RNA polymerase II; regulation of neurogenesis. Gene Ontology annotation, molecular function: RNA polymerase II cis-regulatory region sequence-specific DNA binding; protein dimerization activity; DNA-binding transcription factor activity, RNA polymerase II-specific. The transcript is spliced from 3 exons.